CCCUUUCAGCCUUGAAUCUGCACUUUUUGUAUCCGGGCCAGCGGUACUUGGCAUGUUUGGGGCGGGGCCCCACCAACCCGAAGGCCGCUUUUCCGAAAAGCCCCCAUGCCGUGCAGUACACCCUCGAGAGAGCACCGGAACCAAACCCGGACACGUCCUCGAGAAAAAACCCGAUUGGAUAAUCAGCAACACGUCCGGAACAUUUUGUAAAAUGGAGAAAACAGGGCUGAUUGGUUCGCAUUGCGUCUUGGUCAAAAAAGAAUGCUGCGGAUGGGGGAAGUAGGCGCCACGGUCUGAGCUCGCAAGCCCUUCACCGAUUUCUCAGAUUUCUCCUUCAAUAAGCAUUCAAAUCUGUUUUUCUUCAAAUUUUUCCUUCAAUCAACUCAUAUCGAUCGUUAUUUGGAGACCGAAAGGGUCGUAUUGAUGGGUUUGGUUGUUGAUUAUUCAUUGUUUGAAAUACAGAACUUCUGCUUUGGGUCUCAUAUUUAGGGGUUCUCGAUGGAUUUGGUAUCUAGUUGCAAGGACAAAUUGGUAUACUUUCGAAUAAAGGAGCUGAAGGAUGUCCUUACUCAAUUGGGUCUUUCAAAGCAGGGAAAGAAGCAGGACCUUGUUGACCGGAUAUUAGCCAUUCUCUCUGAUGAACAAGUGUCAAGGAUGUGGGCAAAGAAGAAUGCUGUUGGAAAGGAGGAAGUUGCAAAACUAGUGGAUGACACCUACAGGAAAAUGCAGGUUUCUGGGGCCACUGAUUUAGCAUCGAAGGGACAAGGUUUCCCAGAUAGCAGUAAUGUGAAACCCAAAGAGGAGUUUGAUGACUCUUUCAAGAAAAUACGCUGUCCCUGUGGAAUUUCAUUGGAAACUGAGCCAAUUGUUCAGUGUGAUGAUCCGAGGUGCCAUGUAUGGCAACAUAUUGGUUGUGUUGUGAUUCCAGAGAAACCAAUGGAGGGUCUCCCGCAAAUUCCUGAUCCAUUCUACUGUGAAACCUGUCGACUCAGUCGGGCUGAUCCUUUUUGGGUGUCAAUUGCACAUCCUCUAUAUCCUGUGAAGUUGGCUGCCACAAAUAUUCCUACUGAUGGUACAAACCCCUUACAGAGUGUUGAGAGAACAUUUCAACUUACAAGGGCAGACAGGGACUUGUUAUUAAAACAUGAAUACGAUGUCCAGGCUUGGUGUAUGCUUCUCAAUGACAAGGUUUCAUUCAGGAUGCAAUGGCCACAAUAUGCCGAUCUUCAGGUCAAUGGUGUACCAGUUCGGGCAAUUAAUAGACCUGGCUCACAAUUGCUUGGAGCUAAUGGCCGUGAUGAUGGUCCAGUUAUCACACCAUGCACGAAAGACGGAAUUAAUAAGAUUGCUUUAACAGGAUGUGAUGCUCGCAUAUUUUGUUUGGGGGUGAGAAUUGUAAAGCGGCGUACUGUUCAACAGAUUCUCAACUUGAUACCCAAGGAAUCAGAUGGCGAGCGUUUUGAGGAUGCCCUUGCUCGUGUCUGCCGUUGCAUUGGUGGUGGGACCGCAACAGAUAAUGCAGAUAGUGAUAGCGACCUCGAAGUUGUUGCUGAUUCUUUUACUGUCAAUCUACGUUGUCCAAUGAGCGGUUCAAGAAUGAAAGUUGCAGGUAGAUUUAAACCUUGUGCUCACAUGGGCUGCUUUGAUCUUGAAACCUUUGUGGAGUUGAACCAACGCUCUAGGAAGUGGCAAUGUCCCAUUUGUCUGAAGAACUACUCAUUGGAGAAUGUCAUCAUAGACCCUUAUUUCAAUCGCAUCACAACUAUGAUGCGGUCUUCUGGAGAAGAUGUCACUGAUAUUGAUGUGAAGCCAGAUGGUUCUUGGCGUCCUAAACAUGGGAGUGCCAGUGGUGAUCUUGGACAAUGGCACUUCCCUGAUGGUACUGUCUGUGCUCCUAUUGAUGGAGAAAUUAAACCAAAAACAGAAGUGUCGAAACAGAUCAAGCAAGAAGGUCUUUCAGAAGGUCAUACUGGCUUGAAACUCGGAAUAAAAAAGAAUCGCAAUGGCUUUUGGGAAGUCAGCAAACCUGAAGAUAUGCACACCCUUUCUUCUGGCAAUAGGUUAGAGGAUGACGUUGAAAACCAUGGCCACAAAGUUAUUCCAAUGAGCAGCAGUGCCACUGGAAGUGGUCGGGAUGGUGAAGAUGCUAGUGUAAAUCAGGAUGGUGGUGGGAAUUUUGAAUUUUCUGCCAACAAUGGGAUUGAACUUGAUUCUGCUUCCAUGAAUGUUGACCCAGUGUAUGGAUUUGCUGACCAAAAUCCUCCUGCGCCAGCAGGGGAUGCUGAAAUUAUUGUUCUCAGUGAUUCAGAGGAAGAGAAUGUUAUGAUUUCUUCAGGGAAUGUCUACAAGAACAGUCAUGCUGAUGCUGGUGGGGUUUCUUAUGCUGUUCCUCCUGGAAUUUCAGAUUCAUAUGCGGAAGAUCCCACAGUCGGUACUGGUGGAAACUCAUGCCUGGGCCUUUUCAAUACUAAUGAGGAAGAAUUUGGACCCCUCUGGCAGUUACCUACUGGUGCACAGGCUGGGCCUGGUUUUCAGUUGUUUGGAUCAGAUGCUGAUGUCUCAGAUGCUUUAGUUGAUUUGCAGCAUGGUUCCAUGAACUGUCCCACCUCAAUGAAUGGUUACUCAUUGGCUCCUGAGACUGUCAUGGGAUCUUCUGCUCUAGUUACAGAUUCAUCUAUUGGCCGUUCAAACUCGGCGAUAAAUGACGGCUUAGUUGACAAUCCUUUGGCAUUUGGCCGGGAUGACCCCUCUCUCCAAAUAUUUCUUCCUACAAGGCCUUCAGAUGCAUUAGCGCAGGCUGAUUUAAGAGAUCAAGCUGAUAUCUCUAAUAGCAUUCAUAAUGAGGAUUGGAUUUCUCUGAGGCUUGGGGGUGGUGGUGGCAGUGGGGGUCAUGGUGAGCCUGCAGCAGCAAAUGGAUUAGAUUCAAGACAGCAAGUAUCAUCGAAAGAAGAUGGCCUGAAUUCUUUGGCUGAUACAGCUUCUUUACUUUUCGGUAUGAAUGAUAGUAGAUCUGACAAAAGUAGGCAAAGAUCUGAUAGUCCCUUCACAUUUCCUCGCCAACGACGUUCAGUAAGACCACGGUUGUAUCUUUCAAUUGAUUCAGAUUGAGGAGUUGGGACUCUGCUUCUAGAAUAACUAAUGCUUUCUUUGGAUAAUUGUUGGAGAUGGUCUCCCUGUACCCCCUUCAGUUGUAGAAAACAUCUCCAAACUGGUUAGAGAUCAGUUGCAUCUAAAAAUUUCCCAGUUACUCUGCAUUUGGGAGAUGAAGGCAGCUGACAAACUUGCCCCUUAGAACUCGGUAUCUACAGUGACCCAAUCAUAUACUGGGGAACAGUGUUAGCGGGAAUUUUCUGCUUUCAAUGUGCUGGUGCCUGCAGAGUAUCUGUCUCUAUUGGUGAGCUGCAAAUUAUGUUGUUUUAUUUUAGUUUAUUUUUUACUAGUAUGCCAUGGGUUUGAUACCAACUGUUUUUAAACAGGGUCAACAAAAAUUCUUAUUGGUUUUACCCUCGAGGAAGAUCAGCAGGUCCAGUGCGGAUAAAUUGUACAAUAGAUAGUUAAUUUGAAUGUGAAAUGAAUCCAGAGGUAUAAACCAUUGGAUUUAGUGGGGGGGGAGCACCCCCAUUCGCAGCAGCAUACCGACUUUUUUGUCUCUGUUUUACUGCGAGAGCAAAUAGCCUGUAAAUAACUUUAUAUCCGGUGAGGUUUAGUUAUAUAGGAAAAUUGAAAUAGUUUUUCAGGUGGACAAAUUUGCCAGGCAUGUCGCUUGAUUCUGUUAUUUGUUGGGAUUAUCAUUUGUUUAUUUUAGAAAAGAGUAGGACUUUUAAACUAGUGCAUUUGAUUAUAUAUAAAUAUAUUUGGAUCAUUUAUGUGA
Malania oleifera is the source of this 3871-nucleotide messenger RNA. RefSeq names its product E3 SUMO-protein ligase SIZ1. The coding region runs from base 499 to 3108 and encodes 869 amino acids. Gene Ontology annotation, biological process: protein sumoylation. Gene Ontology annotation, molecular function: SUMO ligase activity; zinc ion binding. The record is from RefSeq and is a predicted model, not a curated record. The transcript is spliced from 17 exons. Lineage: Eukaryota; Viridiplantae; Streptophyta; Magnoliopsida; Santalales; Ximeniaceae.